Molecule: messenger RNA, 1266 nt
Organism: Abrus precatorius (Indian licorice)
Lineage: Eukaryota; Viridiplantae; Streptophyta; Magnoliopsida; Fabales; Fabaceae
Product: aspartic proteinase CDR1-like
Exons: 1
Coding region: 1-1266 (421 amino acids)
Cellular component (GO): extracellular region
Source: RefSeq, a predicted model, not a curated record
AUGACUGACCCCAAAACAUUUCAUCUAUGCUUCAUAACAAUCACAUUUCUCAUCAUGUUUUUUCUUCCACAUUUCUCAUCCAUGGAAGCCAACAAUGGAAGAUUUAGCCUUAAACUGAUUCGAAAAAACACUCCACAUGUUUUUCCUCGACGUGAUCUUAUGAAAUCAUCUAACGCAAAAACAACAGAAGCCCAAAUAAACGCAUAUCUUGGUCAACAUCUCUUGGAGCUAUCUAUUGGAACUCCACCAGUAACCAUCUAUGGUAUUGCAGACACAGGGAGUGACCUUAUAUGGACACAAUGUGUACCAUGUCCCAAUUGUUACAAGCAACUUAACCCCUUGUUUGAUCCUCGUAAGUCCUCCACUUAUAACCAAGUAUCAUGUGAAUCGGAGCAAUGUCAUAAAUUGGAGACAAGUGUAUGUUCUACUAAUCAUAAGCGUUGCAAUUACACCUACGGUUAUGGAGACUCUUCUUUAACACAAGGAGUUAUAGCACAAGAAACAAUCACCUUGAUCUCAAACACAGGUCAACCUGUUUCCCUUAGAGGCAUUAUCUUUGGUUGUGGCCAUAAUGACACAGGUACUUUCAAUGAUCAUGAGAUGGGUAUCAUAGGUCUAGGAGGAGGGCCAAUGUCACUCAUUUCUCAAAUAGGUUCUUUAGUUGGAGGCAAGAGAUUUUCACAAUGCUUGUUACCAUUCAAAAGUGACACUAAGGUUUCAAGUAAAAUGAGUUUUGGCGUAGGGAGUGAAGUGUUAGGUCAAGGAGUAGUUUCUACACCUUUGGUUGCUAAACAAGAUAAGACCCCAUAUUUUGUUACCUUACUAGGCAUUAGUGUGGGAAAUACCUAUUUACAUUUUAACAGUUCUGCAGGGAGUGUUGCUAAGGGUAACAUGUUCAUUGAUUCAGGAACACCUCCAACUAUUAUACCUCAACAAUUGUAUGAUAGUUUGGUGGCUUUGGUGAAGAGCCAGGUUGCAUUGAAGCCCAUUGUGGAUGAUCCGCAAUUGGGUAACCAACUGUGCUACCGAACGACAAAAAAUCUUGGUGGGCCUAUUAUAAAGGCUCAUUUUGAAAAUGCAGAUUUAGAAUUAACGCCAAUUCAAACCUUUAUUCCACCAAAAGAUGGCGUUUUCUGCCUGGCAUUUACCAACACUAGUAGUGAUGUGGGGGUUUAUGGUAACUUUGCACAAUCAAAUUAUUUAAUUGGGUUUGAUCUAGAUAGACAAGUGGUCUCUUUCAAGCCAAUGGAUUGCACCAAACAGUAA